Messenger RNA from Quercus lobata, 2845 nucleotides. Its product is annotated as Protein kinase superfamily protein. The coding region runs from base 374 to 2128 and encodes 584 amino acids. Gene Ontology annotation, molecular function: ATP binding; RNA polymerase II CTD heptapeptide repeat kinase activity. The transcript is spliced from 7 exons. Gene Ontology annotation, biological process: positive regulation of transcription elongation by RNA polymerase II; protein phosphorylation. Gene Ontology annotation, cellular component: nucleus; cyclin-dependent protein kinase holoenzyme complex. NCBI's taxonomy places the organism in Eukaryota, Viridiplantae, Streptophyta, Magnoliopsida, Fagales, Fagaceae. The record is from RefSeq and is a predicted model, not a curated record.
CCCACCAUUUCUCUGACAAACCGCCACGUCACUAAAAAUGGUGGCAAUUUCCCGUAAUUAAAACCAAAAACCACGUCCCAUUUCUCCUGCUUCUUAUAUUGAAAACUCUCUUCAGUGUUAUCACUCUUCAAACUCACUCUCUCUCUCUCUCAAACUCAGCUACCUUACUCUCCUUCUCUGCUUUCUCUCUCUCUCUAAGAAACCGCCAUCUCUGGCCGCGGUUUCUAAGCACGACGUCGUUUUGGUGUCAACCAUAAAGAGCAAUCACAACUCGCGGUUUGUUUGUUUGUUUGUUUUUUUUUUCCGGUAACCGGAAAACGCAACUCAUUCUCUGUGAAAGUCUCCGAUGCGCCGCCGAAUUCGGUGACCUAUUAUGGGUUGCGUUUUCAGCUCACCGUCGACGAGCGAGUCGCGCCGCAAGAAGCCGUCGUCCUCCUCCGAUAACAGCGGCCGCCGGAGACGGCGCCGGAGCGCCGAGGAGCGUGCCGCGACCGACGUCGGGGUUAGGAAUGGGGCGGCCGAGAAAGAGAGGCGGAAUGUUAACAUCAGGUUGAGUCACUCCGCCGGAGCUGACUUUCCGGCGAGUUCUACUCCGGCGGCGGGGAUUGAUCGCCGGAAGCCGAGAGUCGAGCCUUGCAUGCUUAGGAACCAGCAGGGAUGGCCGGCGUGGCUCGUGGAGGUCGCCGGCGACGUCAUCAAAGACUGGACUCCUCGCCGGGCCAACACAUUUGAGAAGCUCUCUAAGAUUGGGCAAGGGACUUAUAGCAAUGUAUAUAAAGCUAAAGAUCUAAUAAGUGGGAAAAUAGUGGCUUUGAAAAAAGUUAGAUUCGAUAAUUUAGAGCCAGAGAGUGUUAAAUUCAUGGCCAGAGAGAUUCUAGUUCUGCGAAAACUUGACCACCCCAAUGUGGUAAAGCUUGAAGGCUUGGUCACUUCAAGAAUGUCUUGUAGUCUUUACUUGGUUUUUGAAUACAUGGAGCAUGAUCUCGCCGGCCUAGUCGCGUGCCAAGGCCUCAAAUUCACUGAAUCCCAGGUCAAGUGCUACAUGAAGCAAUUACUGUCUGGACUUGAGCAUUGCCACAGCCGUGGUGUCUUACACCGUGAUAUCAAGGGUUCCAAUCUUCUCAUUGACAAUGAAGGAGUUUUGAAAAUAGCUGAUUUUGGACUGGCGACUUUCUAUGAUCCAGGGAAGAAGCAACCUAUGACUAGUCGAGUUGUCACACUCUGGUACCGGCCCCCUGAACUUCUUCUUGGGGCUGUGAUCUAUGGUGUUGGUGUGGACCUCUGGAGUGCUGGCUGCAUCUUGGCAGAGUUACUUUCUGGGAAGCCAAUCAUGCCAGGGCGAACAGAGGUUGAACAGCUGCAUAAAAUAUUUAAAUUAUGUGGUUCCCCAUCAGAGGAAUAUUGGAAGAAAUAUAAAUUGCCAAAUGCAACACUUUUUAAGCCACAGCAGCCUUACAAACGUUGCUUAGCAGAAACCUUCAAGGAUUUCCCACCUUCUUCUCUACCUUUAGUUGAAUCUCUUCUCUCGAUAGAUCCCGAUGGGCGACACUCUGCCACCGAUGCUCUAAACAGUGAAUUCUUUGCCUCUGAACCUUUUGCUUGUGAGCCAUCAAGUUUACCAAAGUAUCCACCAAGCAAAGAAAUGGACGUCAAAUUAAGAGAUGAAGAAGCGAGAAGGCAAAGAGGUCUAAGUGGAAAAUCUAAUGCUGUUGAUGGUGGUAGAAGAGUUAGAGCUCGUGACCGUGUUGGUCGGGCAGUUCCGGCUCCAGAAGCCAAUGCAGAGAUUCAAGCAAACUUAGAUAGGUGGAGAAUUGUGACCCAGGCAAAUGCCAAGAGCAAGAGUGAAAAAUUCCCGCCUCCCCAUCAAGAUGGAGCAGUUGGAUACCCACUAGAUACAUCACAUAAAGGCCCAGUAUCAUUUGGGGCACCUGAUACUUCUUUUGGCUCAUCAAUAUUCAAUUCGAAGACAUCAGGACCGGUCAAAAGUACUGGGGUUACGGGAGGGCCUUCUAGAAGGAAGAGAACGAAUAAAGAAGACCCUCACAUAGCUUCAUCUCGGAAGUUUAUCCGUGGUUUCAAGCCAUCCUCAAUAGGGCUUUCAAUGGAUCUACUAUUCAGGGCUAAAUAAUCCAUUCUAAGGUUUUUGGAAGCUGAAAGUAGAGGUAAAGUAUCAUAGGAUAAUAUCAAUUUUUGCAAUUAGGUUUUCUGUCAAGCUUAGCUUGGUUUUGCAAUAUGCUUCCCCUCAUUGUUUCCAUUUUUUGCACUUCAAUCAUUAUAAGCGUUUGGUGUAUAAUCCGCAGAACAGCAACCUGAAAACUUGUAUAUUCAGAGGAAAAGAAAAGAAGAAGAAGUGGAAUCCCACUUCUGUUGUACAGUUUUUGGAAGCAAGUUCUAGCUCUACAAUCAUUGAAAGUGGUAUUCCUCAGAAAUAUAUAUAAUCUUGGAAAAUCAUAGCAUUACCGAAUUGUCUUUGUAUUAAGGUCUUAAAUCCUGGACUCUUUUAACUCCAAGGCAAUACAAACCGGGAAAACACUACAAAACAAAAGGGCAAAUAGGCAUUUACAAGGAGUUCAUGUUAUAGGACACUACUUUUGGAAUGGUCAGCUGGCUGGUGUAAAAGUAGAGGGGUGAAAAGAAAAAGUUGGGAUGAAGUACAUGAAUUAUAGUUAUUAUAUAGCGCACUUUCCAUCCUGGAUAUGAUUAAAGCAUAUCUGGAUAUGCCAAAUUGCUAACUGAUGAAGAUAAAUACAGCUCCCUCGGAUGCCUAUCGUUUACUACUUGACUCUAUGAUUCUUCGGCUCAAGGACGGUAAUAAUUAAGACUGUGUUUGGUAAUGGUGUGUAAA